This is a messenger RNA of Salvia miltiorrhiza (redroot sage), 1285 nucleotides long. RefSeq names its product WD repeat-containing protein VIP3. Gene Ontology annotation, molecular function: protein binding. Gene Ontology annotation, cellular component: Cdc73/Paf1 complex. Lineage: Eukaryota; Viridiplantae; Streptophyta; Magnoliopsida; Lamiales; Lamiaceae. The record is from RefSeq and is a predicted model, not a curated record.
GCACGUUUAAGAGAGAAAGAAAAACAGAUUUUAUUUGAACCCUGAUUUUGCAGAGUACCUAUGAAACGAGUAUAGUUAGAUUUCGCGACUCCCCACUCACCACCGCUGCCACCUGAAUUAGGGUUUUUGCGCCCAAAACCAUGAAACUAGCGCCAUUGAACACCGUGCAGAACGCCCACGACGACUCCAUCUGGACGGCGGCGUGGGUGCCGGCCACCGUGGAUUCCGGGCCACUGCUGUUGACGGGCUCCCUUGACGAGACGGUGAGGCUGUGGAACCCCAAUGGCCCCGAUAAGUUGCAGACUAACACCGGACAUUGCCUCGGCGUCGUCUCCGUCGCCGCCCACCCCUCCGGCCGAAUAGCCGCGUCCGCCUCCAUCGACAGCUUCAUUCGAGUCUUUGAUGUCGCCACCAACAACACCAUCGCCACCCUCGAGGCUCCGCCCUCUGAAGUCUGGCAAUUGCAAUUCAAUCCCCAGGGUACAACACUUGCAGCAGCUGGAGGUGGUAGUGCUUCAGUGAAGCUGUGGGAUACUGCAGAGUGGAAGCUGAUUGCCACACUAGAAGCUCCUCGACCCGAAGGCUUGAAACCAUCAGAGAGAAGUGGGAGCAAGAAGUUUGCCCUGUCCGUGGCAUGGAGCCCUGAUGGUAGACAAAUUGCCUCUGGCGCAAUGGAUGGCACCAUCUCUGUCUUUGACGUGCCCCGUGCUAAAUUCAUGCACCACUUGGAAGGCCACUGCAUGCCCGUCAGAAGUCUUGUGUACUCAUCAGCACCUCUCGAUUCAAGAGUGCUCUUCUCUGCUUCAGACGAUGGUCAUGUCCAUAUAUAUGAUGCCGAGAGGAAAACCUUGAUCACAUCGUUGUCGGGCCACUCUAGCUGGGUGCUGAGCGUGGAUGUCUCCCCAGACGGAGCAGCAAUAGCGACAGGUUCAAGUGACAAAAGCGUACGCCUAUGGGAUCUGAAGAUGAGAGCGGCCACCCAGAUACUGACUAGCCACACUGACCAGGUUUGGGCAGUGGCAUUUGGACCAUCGUUACAGACAGAUGUAAGAUCUUGCCUGCUUGCCAGUGCGUCCGACGACAAGAGUGUAUCGUUCUAUAAAUAUUCCUGAAAACAGCUAACUCGGUGGAAGAUUUGGAAACUGAUUCCUCCCCAUUUGGUUGAGAUACUGGUAAAAAGGGGAUGUGUUUGUUUUCUUGUUAACUGUGAGCAAAUUGGUGUAUGUAUACCUGAUACUUCGACGUUGGUUUUAGUUCUCCUUUAGAAUGAAUUUAUUUGAUGGUA